GGACCAGUGCAGCGACACCGAAACUUGGAGUGUACCCAAAGUGCUCGCGUUGGCACGGCAGAUCAAGCGUGGCCUCCGUACACUGUAGACCUGCACGCAACCGCUCCGCAGAGAAAGGACCAACGGCAGUGCCUCUUGCGACACGCGCGGCCCCAACACCAACAUGAGGAUACUCCCCUUCAUCGUUCUUUUGAUGUGUUUGGCGUGGCAGGCAUCUGCACGGGCCCAGGACGAGAGUGAAGCGCGGGCGGCGCCCUCUCGCGGCCUGCUCAAGCGAGGCUUGCUCACCAAGGGCAAAGCUACCACAACCACCACUACACCUGCGCCACAGGAUGAUGUUGAAUACGAGGACGAUGCUGAAUACGCAGAAGAAGAUGCACAGGAGCCCUCAACGGAAGCUCCGCCUUCGUCCACUGAAGGCAAGAAGCUUGUCACAGGCGGAGUCCGACCAUUCCGCAGCAAUACAGACCUGCUCGAAGCGUUGAAGAGACGACGAGCGCAAGUCGCUGAAGCUAAAAUCAAUGGGCAAUCUUCGUCCAGUGUAGAUGGUGUAGAUGCUGCAUCCAAAUCUAGUUACAAUAAGAAACGCUUCAACACAGCUACACGGGAAACAAAUGUUGAAGACGCACCUCCCGCGCCGCCCGCGCCAUCUAAGCCUAGCAGAGGUCGUUUUGGACGACCGUCAUCGAGAUCAUUCCAAGAUGCCGAACCGGAGGAACAGAAUGACGCCGCCCCUCCCGCGAGAACUGGCAGGACGUUCUCUAGGGGAAGGGGGAAUUAACUAAACAUUUAAUAUAAGCAG
Molecule: messenger RNA, 802 nt
Organism: Papilio machaon (common yellow swallowtail)
Lineage: Eukaryota; Metazoa; Arthropoda; Insecta; Lepidoptera; Papilionidae
Exons: 6
Coding region: 164-781 (205 amino acids)
Source: RefSeq, a predicted model, not a curated record